AUGAGGCAACGAGUUGCAGCUGCAUCCCAGGACGGAGACUUGUCUUCCUCGUCCUCCACCUUUCCAACCACACGGCAGCGUUCGUUCGAGACACAUCGUCGUCCACGUCGCUCUCAUCCACCUCGCAACGAUCACGAACCGACGCUUCUCGGAUCGGUGGCCAAGCUUGUGCGGUUAGUAGUUCUAGCGUUAAUACUCGCAUUGGUGGUGCCAUAUGCAAAAACCUACUUGUUCGGCAACACUUGGUCGACCGAAGUGGUAGCCAAGAAUGCGACGCUUCAUCUCGAUUCGAGUAAGCACCCGUAUCAUCAUGCGGAACAGCAGCAGAAUCAAGCGAAGCGUGCCAAUGCGAACGACGAGGUAGAUGUGUUUAACUUCAAACAUCAGGAUUAUCUUUCGACAGCACGACGAGAUGCCAAGGCCAAGCUGAGCAAUCCUGUAGUGGCAACAGCGUCUCCUGCCGCAGCGAUCGCCAAACCCAACACAAACCCUAAGCAGCAACAACAGCAACAGCAACAGAAGCAAAGACAGGCCACCACACGAAUCCCCAAAUCGCGCGCUCGACGCAACACUGCCAAUCGCAAUCACAACAACGAUGACGACGGCAGCAGCGACGAUGAUCAUGAUGAUGAUGAUGACGACAACCAAAAUGACAAGUAUUAUCACAAUCAAGACGCGGCGGCCAGCAACACUAUCAUUCAUUUCGUCUCGGUGAUCUUGUCAUUGCUCUCCACCGCGGUACUGUUCACACUUGGAUUCGCCACAGUGCCUUUGAUGCAGUUUUUGCACAUUUGUGUGUAUCUGGCAAGCUCGAUCUACCACUACUUGCGGCUCUCGCUCUCACAUAUGCUUCGACCGAUCGUACACGUGCUGGCGCCUUUGACCUACCUGAUGUCCGGAAUCAUGUAUAUGUUUGUCCAGACGCCGUACCGCUUGAUCAGCACAGUGGCACGCGAGCUGUAUCCCGUAUACAUCUUCCUCGGCGCUGCCAGCGUGGUCGGCAUAAGCAUGGGUCUCGCUGCUGCGGCGAUCCUGUACGUGAGCGCGUUUCUCUUUGUGGAUCGAGUCGAACAAGCUCAGCAUGCACAAAUCCGACGAAUCCCAACAACAAAGUCCAGGUCAAUGGCAGAGCAUAAACACCCAACUUCACCCGAUCAAAUCGACCCAAAUCACUACGCUGCUCACCAGACCUACUCGACACUAACCCGAACCCCUGGCUUCCGCACCUCCCUCCACACUUCGCACCCCGAAUCUCACUCGCCCUCUAGGCCUUAUCGCAACACCUCCAGAGCCGACACGACCACACCCGCAGUGGCUCGAUCCGCUUUCACUGCCCCCAACCACACACUCCGCACCGGUGCUACUUAG
This is a messenger RNA of Mycosarcoma maydis (corn smut), 1368 nucleotides long. RefSeq lists its product as uncharacterized. The coding region runs from base 1 to 1368 and encodes 455 amino acids. NCBI's taxonomy places the organism in Eukaryota, Fungi, Basidiomycota, Ustilaginomycetes, Ustilaginales. The transcript has a single exon. The record is from RefSeq and is a predicted model, not a curated record.